UAUUUUGGAAGCACCCAUAAAAUCGCUGUAAUCGUUGAAAAGAACACUUUAGUGUACACUGCUUGCACUAGCGCCGCCAGUGCAGAGGAAUAGACCUCUGUCCGUAUGUUUCAAAGUGCUAUUAAUCUAAACCUAGGACGUUUGGUUUCAGAAUUCCUUAACCACACCAAUCAAUUCCUUUAAAUUCCAACAAUCCAAAAUAUAUAUUAACUGCUUAAAAUGGUAAAAGAGCCAUAGGAUAAGGUCUGAAGCCAUAGAGAGAGAGAGAAAAACAGAGUUAACCAAAUCUAACCUAAUCUAGAUUCGAUGACAGGUUCGUGAAACAUUAUGUAUUGUCUCACAGAAAACAAAUGGAUACGGAGAUAAAGUUGUGUAAAUCUUUACCACCGUUGGUCGAAGGUAAAGUUCACGGAAGUCUGAAGCUCCUUAUCGACGAAGUGCUUUGGGUAAAAAAAAGUCCUGGAGCUGUCACGGUGGUUGCUUCCUGGUGGGGCGAGCACGACAGUGCACAAUUCAGACCUACAGAUAGUACCAUAGAUGUAGCAAGAACAAACAAGGAUACAACUGAGAUAUAUGCUAUAAAGACUAAUGCAACACUCUUUGAGGAUUAUAUUAAGAAUUGUGAGACAGUAGAGUUAGUGGUUAUUGUAGAAGAAACUCAUAAAGUUAUUGGAAUAGCACAUAUAGGAGAAUUAUUUAAAAUAUUUACUUCUAAGUUAUAUUCUCAGUAUAUUCCAAUAUUAAGUAACAGUGGCAAUAAAGUAGGGGAUGUACAUGUUUCUUUACAAUUAACAUAUUUGGCAAAGUUUCCAAAUAUGCAAUUAAAAAUGCAUAAGUCUGACAAGAAUCAAGUAAAUAGCCAUGAUUUAUUACGCACUAUUGAUAAUUUACAAUAUAUCAGAGAAAUACCACUGUCAUUUAACAAGGAUAUAGACACUAUUAAGAAGAAUUCUAUAAAACCUGUAAAGAUGGAUACAUUUGAUACAUAUAAACCUAUACUAAAGGACAAGAGACCAGAGUUUCAAGAAACUAGGAAGAAAUACAAUGAAAUGGUAACGGACAAGUUAGUUGCCCAGAUUGUUGCAAGAGCACAGCGACUUAGAGGAGCAAUAUUAAAAGAGACAUACAAUGAAGAUCCUUUGGCUUUGAGUGACACUUCAGUGAACAAUGAAUCAUAUUCAUAUGUUUCGGCAAAAAAUGAAGCUAAACUUUAUGAGUAUAUUUUGGGGAACGAAAUGACUUCUAUGGAGGAAAAGAAGGCUUUAGAUACAUUGAGAUCAACAUCUCCAACGCCAAGCUUAAUAAAUUUAGCAUCAAAAACAAUUACAACUUGUGAAUGUGAUAAUUUGAGUACUAGACUAAUUGAAAAUUCUCCUGUGAAGUCAAAUAUUCCCAUGGGAGAUGCAUUGUAUAAGGAGACAAAUUAUACUGAGUCAAAAGGAACACAUCCUCUAGAUCAUGUAGAUAGUAUAAGGAUUUUUAUUGAAUCCUUUACUCUGAGUCCUGCAGGUUACAGGCGUGCAAAAUCUACAUGUUUGCAAUAUGGUACACCGUUAUCACUAACAUAUUUUGUCCAAUAUGAUACAACAUUUGGAUAUACAAGACAAAUGAACACAAAAUCUAACAAAGAAGUUAAAUUCACAAGAAUAUAUGCUAAGAAACAAGUGGGUCAAGUGAUUAACUUCAACUAUGAGGGUAUCCAUGGUAUAUCAAGAUAUAUUAUAAAGAGAAAUUUUCUUUUAAAAUUUAAAAUAUUUGUCCGGCAAUGUAAUAAAAAGUCACCAACCGAAUUAGGAUAUGGUUCCAUGAAUAUUAAUGAUAUUGUGCAUACUACAAACUUAAGCAGUACUCAGCGUUUAACUAUUACCAAUAAAGGUCUUAAAAUAGGCGAAUUAGAAGUAACAGCAGAAUUAGGCUGUGAUCAUAUCCAUUUUGGGAAAGAAUUUAUGGAUAUUGUAAUAUCUGCAAAAGAGAAUAUUCCUGUGCUGGAAGUAAACCACUUAACAAGCACGAACAUAAAUAAUAAAUAUAGAAGUGUGACAGGGACACAUUCUUCUAAGUCUAGUAGUAGAGUCUCGCCUGUCUCUACCAAGAGGAUUGAGUGUUUAACUAGUGAUAACAACAAGGAUCUAAUUACUGCAAAAGAUAUAGCGGAACGUAGAGAACGAAGCUUAGAUAACAAGAAAGUUGACACAAGUAAUCCAGAAACUAUUGCUAAAGAUAAGGUUUUACUUCACGGCUUAAUAUAUGUUGCUGAGGGUAAAGAUCUGCCGGAAUCUAAUACUUACUUAAUAUGCCGAGCAUUUUGGCGAGAAGAUAAAGCGACAAGUCAAAUCUGCAGUAAUACAAAAAACCCGUUUUAUCAUUUUUGUCAACUAGUACCUUUAAUUCACGGCACAGAGCUAUUGGAAAGAAUCAGAGACAAUUACAUAAUUAUAGAAGUAUAUAGUCGACAAAAUAACAAUGGCACGGAUAAUUUGUUGGGAAUAGCGAAAUUGCCUGUGCAUCAAUUAUAUAUCGCAUAUAGAGAUCCGCUUGUUUUACCUCAUUUGUUAUUGUCGAAAUAUCCUGUUAUAAGUGUGGACGGUUGGGUUAAUAUUAACGACCUAGUGAGUGGAAAAUCUUGUGGUGAAUUACUUGCACUAGUCGCACUGGGUACUGCAGAACAAAUUGCAUUAUUAGAAGUAUCAAGAGGGCUAAGAAAUACUAGUAUUAUAACGCAACAGACAUCUGGUAGUUAUCAGUGUCCUAUUUCUGAUGACACCAACUGUGCAAUGAGUGGUCGAGAGAAUUCACGGUAUAACAUUGAGCUGCCAAACAGCCCAGGACAAUCUGCUCAUGAUAAUAAUUAUACUUAUCAUACUUACAGUACGCUUGAUCAAAAUAUGAUUACUCUCAAUUGUAAGAAUCAAGAGAUACAAACGGAUAUUUCAGUUUUUAAAGAUGGAAGAAUAUCAGAAUCUCUGUCUCAAGAAGAAAUAGUUUUAUAUAAAUCAGCCAAUAGUUCAGCAAAUGCAUGCGCAUUACAUACUAACAAAAUAAGUACAGAUCAAUCAGCUCAAACAGAAAUAGAUCAAACAGAGGAGGAAGAGAAAGACGAGGAAAAAAUAGAUAAAGAAGAAUUAUGUUUAAAUAGACAAAAUAGCAAUAUUUUAUCUGAUGACAAUGAUAGUUGCAGUCCGAGAAAUAAUUUUCAAUUGCCUAUCGAAAUGUAUAGGAGUGUUGGCGUUGGAGCAGAAUAUGACGAAGAAUCAGACCAACAACAAACUAAUGUUUAUAAUAAUCACUUAAGUUCAUCCGUAACUGAAGAAAAGAGAGAAAAAGAUGAAUCAAAUACUAGCAACAGUACUUUCUUUCGAGCUGUCGUAGAAAUCGAGUGCGCUCUACAUUUGCCAAAAAUUGAAAGACUAAAUAAAUCAGUGGAACCAAGUACAUAUGUUACCUUCCAAAAUUUAACUCUUAAAUCUGGUAAUCAAUUGAAUUCAUAUAUGAUUACAAAUAUUUAUCCACACAAUUGCAAUCCAAAAUGGAACUGGAGAAGUGAUGCAAAGUUACCAACAGAAUUACUUUUAAAUAAUGAAAAGAGAUUGAUUCUUAAAGUAUGGCAUUUAGUUGAUUCAGAUGUGACGGUAAUAAAUUUAGAAAAAGACACAGUGAUUGGUUUCGCUGCUGUUGAUCUUUCGGUUCUAAUGGCUGGAUUUCCUACAAUAUCUGGAUGGUUCCAUAUCAUAGAUUUUAAUGGGAAAUGCAACGGACAAAUUAAAAUAAAUAUAACACCUUUGGAUAGUUUACCAUCAUUUGGGAAAUUCGCGUUAAUUAGCUCUACUAAUUUAUCAGAAUGUACUAACAAAGAUUUACCACACACAAACUGGUCGUAUCCAUUCAAUACACUUUAUAGCAAUGCAGAAGAGAGUAAUGUACAACAAACAUUAUCAUAUACAAAUCAAACUCAAUGCGUACAAGAUACUAAUAAACGAGAUGAGUCCACUUGUGCAGCGAAUACUGAUCAUAGUCUAGAAAAUGUUUCUAUGUCUAUUCUGUCGCUAUCUUUGAAGCAAAAAUUGAAUGAACUGAACGAGAUCACGGAACGUUUGCAGUCACGCUUACGUGACGUCACGAAUACGGCUUUCGAAGAUGACUUUGACAGUGAUUUCGAAAUCAACGAGUCAAGUAGUGAAAAUGAAUAUACUGAUAAAAGGAAUGCCGAAACUUCAGGACCUAAGACAAUCGCUUCACAUCUUCUUGAAACAUCACAAAUUUCUAAGCAAUGCAAAACUCAGAGCGAUCAAUCCGGUGUGAUUAACAAGGAACAAACUUCUUUCCUUAUAGCAAACAAUGAUAAUCUGCGUCUCGAGUCUAUAUCUAAUCAAAGUACGACUAUAAAUCUUGAAGCGACUGAUACUGGAUAUUCUUCAAGUUCCAAUACGCAUCCCAGUCAAUACUCUAAGCAUUAUCAGCAUCAAAAUCCAUACGAUUUGACACAUAAUUAUCUAUCGGAUAGCAGUGCAGAAUAUCCAGCACGAGGUACCAAAACGCAUAUAAGUCAUUUGCUCGAUAAACUUUCUUUGGACCUUCCACCUAAGCCCCCUGCAGGAGUGGAUAUGCCGAUGAAGAGAGAUAUCAUAAAUCUAUUCACGAAGUUACGAGAACAUAGGAACAAUUUGCAAGAUAAAAAAGAGAACAAUCGUAGCGUUAACACUUGUUCAGUGCCCACUCAGACCGAUAAUAUAAGCGCACAGCAUGCUUAUACUGAUGCAACAAGUCAAGCAUCUCUUAAUAUAAGUAACGUAUAUGUUGGUGAAAGCGUUUCCAAACCAAUCGAAGAAUCGCAAUCUCGUAGCAAAAUAUCGACUGUAAUACGGGAAGAAUUGAUCGCGGAAGAAAAUGACGAUGCAGAGUGGGAUGAAUUGACGACAUAUCUAAUAAGUACCAAUAUACGUUAUAGAAACUUAGACGGUAUGGUUAAUCCACUUUUUUAUCAGCACUUAGUAGUACCGGACUUACAAGCUACGUCCGCCAUAUCGCCUGAGGAAGAAGCUAUAGAGCAACUUGAUAAUCGAUACGCGAAAAGUUUCAGCAUGGCAAUGAACCGCGGUACAAAUUCAACGGAGAACAAUGCUGUGUUUCCAGUCGACACACAAAUAAAAAGUCGAACAACUUUGUCGGAAUCUGAAGAGAAUGCAGAUUUUCUCUGUGAAAUACCUUCGGGUGUGCCUGGAAAUGUCAGUAAUAUCGACGUAACUGUUAUGCACAAAUCUAGCGACAAUGAUUUAACGUCGGGUAAUAGUGCGGAAUCGAUUACCACUGCUUCAUUCGACAAAUCAUCGAUACAGCAAGUUGAUGUAGAGACCGAGAAUUAUUGUUUCGCUAUAUCCAAAUCGUCUGUUCCUGAAGUAUCGAGGCAAGCGCCUGAUGGUGGCAAUCCUGUAGAAGAAGUUAAAACAGUAGCGACGAAGCGACAAGAUGACGAGGAUGUAAAAAUAAUCAGCGAUCAGCUAAAAUUCUCAGACACUUAAGACACUCGUAAUCCAGGAUAUAUAAAUAAUUCUUUCUUAAGUACAUUUUUCCACAAUAUGAUAUAGUUGUAAGUUUUUCGUAUAAUAUAUAUAAUUGUUAUAGAAAAUUUACAGAUAUUAAUAUUUAGGUUUCUGAUCUUUGAUUGUACUUGAUAGUAGUAUUGAAUUAUAGCAUUGAAAGUGAGAAAUUAUAUGUGUGUAUGUGUGUAUGCGCGCGCGUAUGCAAAAGUAUCAGGAACCUUAAUGUUAAUGAAUAUUUUAAAUAGUUUUUUAUGGAAUCAUUCUGACAUUUCGAGCUGCAACACGUAUUAGUAUUUUCCUCUUUUUAUUUUUUUUUUAGGAACCUUAAUAUAUAUAUAUAUAUAUAUAUAUAUAUAUAUAUAUAU
Odontomachus brunneus is the source of this 5902-nucleotide messenger RNA. RefSeq names its product C2 domain-containing protein 3. Gene Ontology annotation, biological process: centriole elongation; cilium assembly. The transcript has 12 exons. Bases 351 to 5516 code for a protein of 1721 amino acids. NCBI's taxonomy places the organism in Eukaryota, Metazoa, Arthropoda, Insecta, Hymenoptera, Formicidae. Gene Ontology annotation, cellular component: centriolar satellite; centriole. The record is from RefSeq and is a predicted model, not a curated record.